AUGGAGGAAGGCAAGAAGCCGGCAACAGCCGCAGACCGAAUGAAAGCCACUGGCUCCGUCCUGGCGCGAGGACUGGGUGCCACAGCCGAGGCGCCAAAGGCCAAGGCGAAGCCGGCCGCGGCCGUGCCGACCACCUCCAAGUACGCCGGCUCCGCGACUAUGACCCAGGCCGCCCCCACCAGCGUGCUGAACAUCGUCAGCGGCAAGCCGGUGGCUGCCGGCGAGGUCGCCAGCAGCGCUCAUACCACCAGCUCCGUUGGCCCUGCCAGAGGCUACGCCAAGGCGGCCGGUGCCGUCCUGCCCACCAGUACCACAGGUGCCGAUGGCAAAGCAUUGGAUGUGCCCAAGAUCGGGCCACCUGCCGUGGCCGUUGGGCGCGCCAUGGCUGAGGGACGUCCCGCAGUGUCUAUGGCUGGUGGCAAGUUGGUCACCACCAUCAGCAAGAAGUUCCAGAUCGUGUUCGUGACCAGCGAAGUGGCGCCUUUCUCGAAGACUGGAGGCCUGGGUGAGGCCAUGGACGGCCUGCCCAUCGCGCUCGCGGCCUUGGGCCACCGCUGCAUGGUCAUCUCUCCUCGCUACGACCAGUACAAGGAGGCCUGGGACACGGGCUACUGGGGCUCCGUGCCCAUGGGCGGCAAGAACGAGUCCGUGCACUUCUUCCACACCUACAAGCAGAAGGUCGACUACGUCUUCGUCGAUCACCCCACCUUCCUGGAGCGCGUCAACGGACUGACAGGUGCCAAGCUGUACGGCCCGGAGUGGGGUCAGGACUUUGCAGACAAUCAGGCUCGCUUCGCCUACUUCUGCAAGGCCGCCUUGAAGGCCAUUCAGGAGCUUCCCCUUGGCGGCGCCGUGUACGGCGGCGACUGCAUGGUCGUCUGCAACGACUGGCACUCGGCCCUUGUGCCCAUGCUCAUCCACGCCGAGAAGCCCACAGGCAAGUGGACCAACACGAAGUCCGCCUUCCUCUGCCACAACGCCGUCUUCCAGGGCCGCUUCGUGCGCGAGGAAGGCCUCGCCAGCGUCUUCGGAGUGCCGGAGCGCUACAUCGACAGCAUCACCUUCAAGAUGCCUUUGCGCAUUGGCAAGUACAACGAGAAGAUGACCUGCAUCAACACCAUGGCUGCGGGUCUGCGUUACGCCGAUCGCGCCCUGACCGUGUCUCCCAGCUAUGCCGUGGAGUGCUGCACGGAUCCGGAGAAGGGCGUGGAACUGGAAGACCUCUUCAGCCUGGGCAAGUGCACAGGAAUCCUGAACGGCGUGAAAGAGGGCGUGACCCCUAGCGACAAGAACUUCGUCACGAAGACCAUGAUGAGCUGCGGAAUCUUCACCGCUGCCACCGCCCCGGAGGCAAAGGCAGAGCUCAAGGCCACUUACCGCGCGCAGAACAACCUGCCGGCGUCCACCGGCCCUCUGAUGUGCUUCAUCGGGAGGCUGGAUGCCCAGAAGGGCUACGACCUGCUCUUGGAGGCCCUGGUGGAGAUCCUCGAGGACACCGAGCUCCAGGUCGUCAUCGUCGGUUCGGGUCGUGCCGACCUCGUGGCCCAGACCAAGGCCGUCGAGAAGAAGUUCCCCAGCAAGUUCUUCUACGCAGGCUGGAUGGGCCCGGAGCGCUACGCCUUGCUGGCUGGCUGUGACUACACGCUCCUUCCGUCCAGGUGGGAGCCUUGCGGCCUGGUGCAGAUGGAGGCCAUGCGCAUGGGAACGCUGCCCAUCGUCGCCCCCACCGGCGGACUCAAGGACACCGUGGAGGAUGGCCUGAAUGGGCUCUGGACCGACAAGGAGAUGUCCGUGGAGGCGGUCAUCGACGAGGAGUCCGUCCAGUCCAUCGCAAAGGCCUUGAAGCGGGCCUCGAAGCUCUUCAUCGAGGAGCCUGAGAAGGUGAAGGCCAUGACCCGGGCGGCCAUGGCCGCCUCGGCGGAGUUCACCUGGAGCAACGCGGCCCUGCAGUACGAGGCCGUCUUCGAGGAGCUUGGAGUCAAGGACAUGCUGAAGGGCCGCACUGCCACUGUCACGCUGGAGACGGACAAGCAGGUGUGCUAA
Symbiodinium sp. CCMP2456 is the source of this 2043-nucleotide messenger RNA. The record is from the annotation of a GenBank genome assembly. NCBI's taxonomy places the organism in Eukaryota, Dinophyceae, Suessiales, Symbiodiniaceae.